Molecule: messenger RNA, 399 nt
Organism: Penicillium olsonii
Lineage: Eukaryota; Fungi; Ascomycota; Eurotiomycetes; Eurotiales; Aspergillaceae
Source: the annotation of a GenBank genome assembly
AUGGCCUCCGGAGCUUGCGCCUGUAACUAUAUCAGUUACACAACUACCAGUGCUCCUACUCGCCUCGUCAAUUGCCACUGUAACACCUGUCGCAGGCAAGCUGGCGCGCCAUAUCAGACAUGGGCACACUUCGCCACCGAUGAUAUCCAGUGGCAGGUGAAGCCCACAGAGCGACGAGCCACCAACACUGCCACACGCAGCUUCUGUCCGCGUUGCGGCUCAACCAUCAGCAUGGUUCUGGAUCGAUUCCCAGGGCUCACUGGCCUGGCCGCGGGGACGCUCGAUGAGGGCCACGCAACGAUUCCACCGCCCAGUCAUCACAUAUUCCUUGCUGAAAAAGCGAGUUGGUUUCAAGUCCCGGACGAUGGGGCGCAGAAGUGGGAUUUGUGGAGUCAAUGA